AUGGCAGAGAUGCGUCUGAUGACCCCCGCGGUGGCCAUGGCCAGCACCACCCUGCCUGUCCUAGCACCGGGCAGCUCCUGCCUGCCUCCGGGCCCCUGCCCCCUGCCCUCCUCGCCCUGCUCCGUCACCUCCGUCACCUGCGGCGCCCCCAGCAUCAGCAGCCUGGCCUCCACUUGGGGUGUGGCCGCCUCCGCACCCAGCACGGCCCCCUGCGACAGCGCCUAUGGGAGCCCUGGGCCCAGCCCCGGUCCAGGAUACCCGGGGCGGGGCCUGGGCCCAGGCACUGGCGCUCGCACUGGCCCGGCAUUGGGUUUGGGUCAGCUGCCAGGUAUGGAAGCGCAGGACAUGGGUAGCCGGGUGCCGGGCAGGUACAGGUAUUGUAAUGGAUGGCACGUACAGGCGCUUGGUCGUGAAAAGGCCUCGUUGGCGGCCGACAACGCAGCUCUGCGGCAACAGGUGGAUCAGUUGGAGGAGCUGGUGGGGCUGCUGCUGGCGGAGAGGGAGAGGCCGCGGGGGCAGGGGGAGGGGGCGGGGAGCUUCACGCAGGGGGCGGAGGUAGGGGAGGUGGGUUUUUACGACACGGACGGUUCAUACGGGCGGUCGCCGUCGCUGCCCAUGCCACUGCUGGAGCCCGGCGACUGGCAGCAGCGGGGGGAUCGGCCGGACAGUGCUGGGGGAUGUUGCGAAGACGACGAGGGUGUGAAUUGUGGGAGUGGCGCUGUGUGUGGUUCCCCCGCGGAAGGCGGUUCGCGGCGGUUCGAGGAGGAGGAGGACCAGGGCCAGGGCGGAAAUUUGUUAGUGGAUGGUGGCUUGAGAGAUGUGGGCACGAGACCGAGCGGGAGCUGGGAGGCGCCGCGCGAAUGCGUUGUCGCGGAGUGCAGCGCCGGGGCGCCCCGAUCGCGGGUGGUCUUGGAGGCAGGCAACCCGGACAGGGGUCGAUGUAUAGGCGCCGGGGAGGGGGAAAGCAGGGGACGACAUGGGGGUGCAGGGGGGGAGGAGGGGCUAGGGGCGACCAUGUCCGGAGCCGGGGUGGCUGUGGUGAUGGAGGGCGGGCCCUUAGGACCCCCAGGUCCUCUAUUUAGUGGCACUUAG
Volvox carteri f. nagariensis is the source of this 1092-nucleotide messenger RNA. RefSeq lists its product as uncharacterized. The transcript has 4 exons. The coding region runs from base 1 to 1092 and encodes 363 amino acids. The record is from RefSeq and is a predicted model, not a curated record. NCBI's taxonomy places the organism in Eukaryota, Viridiplantae, Chlorophyta, Chlorophyceae, Chlamydomonadales, Volvocaceae.